This is a messenger RNA of Prunus armeniaca (apricot), 237 nucleotides long. NCBI's taxonomy places the organism in Eukaryota, Viridiplantae, Streptophyta, Magnoliopsida, Rosales, Rosaceae. The record is from the annotation of a GenBank genome assembly.
AUGGUGGAUGAAAUGAAUUCUCUACACGUUGACGUCUCAUCUAUCUUCCCCUCCCUCCAUGUCCCUUCCUCCUUCUCUGCAACAUCAUCAUCAGGGUGUGGAGGUCGAAAAAUCAGCUUCGGCGAUGGUGUUCAAGAAGUGCAGCAAGCAUCAUAUUCAAUCCCAUUUGGGGUGUGGACAUGGGGGUUAGGUCGCGGGAAAGGCUUGGAAUGGGGGUGGGGUCUAGGUUGCGACUAA